Molecule: messenger RNA, 2368 nt
Organism: Toxotes jaculatrix (banded archerfish)
Lineage: Eukaryota; Metazoa; Chordata; Actinopteri; Toxotidae
Gene: blzf1
Product: basic leucine zipper nuclear factor 1
Exons: 7
Coding region: 393-1619 (408 amino acids)
Biological process (GO): Golgi to plasma membrane protein transport; Golgi organization
Cellular component (GO): Golgi membrane
Source: RefSeq, a predicted model, not a curated record
GGGCAUUUUGUUUGCUGGGUUAGUCUGUCAGACUUUCCUAUAUCAUGUUGCUCCUUUGACAAAAUAGACACACUAGAAAUCGUCAGGAUUAAGGCGAAGAACUCGAUUUCCAGUUUUGAUCUGUGUACAGUACUGAAUAGUGUACCCGCUGCGCAAGGGUUGCGGGGUGGGGGAGGGUUGACAGGAAGUUUUGCCUGGGAGGUUGAACUCAGGGGAAACAAAACCCCCUUUUCUUCUUGUCAGAGGCCAACUGUGUCCGGUGACAAAACAAACAGCUUUCUACCGGUAACAGCGAUUUAAUCGAGGGAACUGUAUCCAUUUCACCCGGGCAAAGACUCACCCGGGUUUCGCCUAAACUACAGGCUUCUUUCUCAUCUAACGUCGCCUCCACCAUGGCUGCUCUUGUUAGAGAUUCUGCUAGUGUGCCUGUCCGAGGCGCUGGUGAUGGCAUGGAAACUGAAAAACCACCAGCCAUCCUGGAGGUAAACACAGAUACACUGCCACCAGGUCCAUCUGCAGUUCCACUUCUGAAGGUGGCUAGCCCAAAACACAGCCCGAAAUCUACCCAUCCCACUCCACCUGCUGCCCCCCAGCCUCUCGGGGUGCUCCACCUGGGCAAGGUGAGUCGAGAGGCCUGCACAGAGGUGGAGGCUGUAAGGAUCAUCAUCCCGCGUGCUGCUAUUAGCCGGAGCAGCCGUACAGGACCUGCUGAGGGAAAAGGGGAGGCAGGGCAACAGGGUGAGGAGCAGGGCUCUCCCCCACUGCCUCUGACGGAGGACUGGAGAGGACAGCUGGAGAAGCUUCAGAACUCUGAACGCAGGCUGCUGCAGGACAAGGAAGGCCUUUGUAAUCAGCUCCGUGUGCAGACAGAGGUGAACCGUGAGCUAAAGAAACUGUUGGUGGCGUCAGUGGGCGAUGACCUUCAGUACCACUUUGAACGUCUGGCACGGGAGAAGAACCAGUUGAUUCUGGAGAACGAGGCUCUUGGCCGGAGUCUAGCGCACACCGCUGAGCAGCUGGAGCGAAUGAGUAUCCAGUGUGACGUUUGGAGGAGCAAGUUUCUGGCCAGCAGAGUCAUGGCAGAGGAGCUGACGAAUGCCAGAGCAGCUUUACAGAGACAGACCAGAGAGGCACAAGGAGCCAUUCAGGACCUGCUGUUAGAGAGAGAAGAGUUCUCCAGGGACAUGGUUCUCACUCACAGAUCUCUGGAGCAGCUGCUGGUGUCUCUUCAGUGGGGCAGACAACAGACGUACUACCCCAGUGCACAGCCCCUCAGCACAAGAGAGCUGGCAGCAGCCAAUCACAAGCUAGCAGAUGCCAUCAACUCCCACCUGCUGGGCAACAGUAGCAGCAGCAGCAGCAACGUGGUAAAGAGCAGCAGCGCAACAGCUGAACAGCUCUGCAGCACACCUGCUGAGAAGAUGGCUGAGAAGGUGCUGAAGAUUUUAGAUCCAAUUUCCUGUUCAGAAAACAAGACAGAACCUCCACUUAGUGACUCCAGCCCAUCAGACUUUCUCAGCAAUAAGAAGAGCAUCGGCAGGUUUCACCCAUAUACCCGCUAUGAGAACAUUACGUUUAACUGCUGCGAGCGCUGUACCGGAGACAUCCUGGUGCUGUAGAGGUCAAAGCGCGGCAACAUGUCCCCGUCUGACAUCCAGUGCAGCAUCUGAGCGUAUUUCAAAUGAUCCAAACGGGAGGAUAUUGCUGCUUCAUGUUGAGUGACACCAAAAGUUGGCUGCUAUAUAGUAUAGCAGUGAUACAAUAUCUGUAUCACUUUGAGUCUUUUGCUAGUACUACCCAUUUCAUUGCAGAGCAACCCUUACUGUUUUUCUUCCUUCGGAUAAUGGUUUUAAAUUGUAUCAACCUGCUGUGUAAUUUGCUCACUGUAGCUUGGUUUAAACCAUGGAAAGUGCUAUUCAUUGCUGGGAUGAGAGGUCAAGAUGAGACAGUGUUACUUGCUGAACAGACACAGUUAGGGUGUCUGCUUAUUCAAAUGUGACCAUAAGUUUUAAUUACAUAUUGAUAUAUUCAUAAGCCAGUGUGCACACAAUAGAGCAAACGGGAUGUCGUGCAUAAGUGUGAGUUAGCCCUUUGACAGGGUAGCCUGUUGUGGAAUUACCCUCCAGGAAACUAACUGCACAGCACUGUUACUGUGUAAUAAAUUAAUGGUAAUAAAAAUAAGUGAGCCUCUUCCACUGCAGAGGACUUCCCAGUUCCUCAGUAUGAUGGUGCUAUCAUAUUUUAAAAAAUACUGUAUUAAUGUAUUGUGUACAUAACAUGCUGUAAAAGCAUUUUAAUAUACAUUCAGUAUUUUGGAUGUGGAUUGACGGUACUACAAUAUACUAUUACUGCACAGCAGUAUCACUCA